AAUUCGGAUUCGAUCAGAAUUUUUGAUUAAAUUCGAAAAACUUCGGUUAGACCGAAUAAUUUGCAAAUUAUUCGGCCGAAUUGAUAACUAGGAUUUCAACCCUAUUUUCGGCUACCACCCAGAAAGUGAAAGAGAAAGAGGGAGAUAAGAAAGAAAACAAGAAACCAGGUGUUCUAAAUGUCUAUUGACCUGUCUGCGACUUCAUCCCACCAGACCACUCAAUCACCUAUGCGUCACAUGUUGACACAAGAGGUUGCCUCAAAAACAUCAUCCUGCGUACCCCAGCUCUGUAGAAGAACCGAAUCCUUGAAACUGAUCCAAAUUUCAUGAUCAUGUGAUUUGUCAUCAUAAAAACGUGGCAUUUGAAAAAUGGUCUAAAAAUGAAUUAAUUUGGAUACUUAUUUUUCAAAAAGGUCCCACUUUCAAAAGGAAUUUUUAAAUUAUUUUUUAUUUUAUUUCAUUAAAAAAUACUUGGAAUAAAAUUUUGAACGACACCUAGGUCAAGAAACAAUUCUCAAAUAUUGCUCUUGGAACUCAUUGAAUGAGCACUCCAAUAGACUUCACAAUGACAAAAGUGAUAAUCUAAAGACAAAUUGGGGAAUUUGAGGGAGAAGUAAUGUUGGCGGUUGCAAAGAGAGAGGAUUAUAUUGACAUUACAUUUUUAACCUGGUAACUAAAAAUGCUAUUUUACCCUUAUAUAAAUUUUUGGAAAUAAGAAAAAGGGAAAUCAAAAAAAGAUUACAAUUUCUUAGUUCACUAUUUUGAUGACAACAAAUAAGUAGUUUCCUUGACUAAAUGACGCCUCUGAAAAGUGAAUUUAGAACUUGACAUCUUUUGAUUGUCCUUUGUCUUAUUUGUAAAAGUUCUUUAACUUAAGAAUAAAAAAGAGUUAUAAAAAAUUAUUUGAAAUUGACUUAUUAUUAUAUUACUAUCAGAAAAUUUUUGAGUAUGCUUGUGAAAUGAUAGGAUUUACUCGCAUUAAAAAAAGUGUGUGAUACUAAUAGGGCAAAAAAUAAAGUAAAAAUUAUUUGACACAUUAAAGACCAUCAAUAAGAAAAUCCAAGGUUGUAACUAAAUUUUCGAGUAUGCUUAUGGAAUCUACUUCACAUCAAUUUUCACAAACUCAUUAUCUGUCCUAUUAUAACUAAUUUUACAUACCGUAUUCUUUGUUUUCAUUGUACUUAUAUGAAAACCUUUUAUUCCAAGAUUGACCUCUAUAAUUCAUAUUAAUCUAUGCUUUUGUCUCAUCCACCAAAAUAAUAUCAUUAGCAAAAAACAUAUAUCGAUUAAGAGACCUGAUCUUGAAUGUCUUUCGUUAAUUCAAUUAUAAUAAAUAUAAAUAACUAUGUGUUUAAAGCUAAUCCUUGAUGUAACCCAAUUGUAAUUUUACCAAAAAGAUGUAACCCAAUUGUAAUUAGGAAUUCACUAUCUUGUCCCCCCAAAGUUUUACACUAGUCACUAGUCACUAGUCACCACAACAUUAUACAUAUCUUUAGUUAUGUCUAUAUAUUUACUUUAAACACUUCCCUUCUCUAACACUUGCCAAUUAACUUUUUCUAUGUCAACAAAUACCAUAUAAAUAAACCUAGCAAAAUCUAAGGCUGAAGUUCCCUCAUUUAUCUCUAAAAUCAUAUCCUCCAUGUAUUCUUCCAUAGCCUUUACAGUCACUUCCAACAUGUCCAUUCAUAUAUUCUUUAUAAUCAUUUUUGUUCCUUGACUAAAACCUCGCACUAAUCCAUCCUUAUAUAUAGUAUACCGAAAAGAAAAAAAAAAUCUAUAUAUAUUCAUCAACUCUAGUUACAACUUAAUCCUUAGUCCAAAUGAUUAACAAGAAAACUUGAAAUCCUGCUCCAAUUUCUCUCAUAAUUGAUCAAAUAUACAUAGGCAAGUGUUUUCCAUCCGAGAGUGGCCCUUGUACCCAGACAUAGGGUUGCACCCCACUAGAAGGGCUACAAUGGUUAUUGCGCCCCUGUGUCUGUGGCGUAGGACCGCUCUCGGAUAGAAAACUUUGUCCAAUUAUGUAUAUUCAUUAACUCUAAUUACAACUUAAAUCUUAGCCUAUAUGAUUAACAAUAGAGCUUGAAAUUCUGGUCCAAUUUCUUCCCUCGCAUAACUGAUCAAACUUUAAGAAAUAUUCCAUUAUCUUUUGGCCUUGGAUCUUUUUAAAAUCAAUGGAUGAGUUAAUCAUAGACCAAAUGAUUAAUGAGAAAAGCUUGAAAUUCUCCCUGAUUUCCUCUCCUCUCAUAAUUAAUUAUUUAAUUUAUAAAAUUAAACUUUCCAUAAUUUUCCAUUUUUUUCAAUUUUUUCAAAUGAAUCCAUUAAUCCCUGCUUAAUUACUUGCCCACUAAUCUCUCCACUCCUCUUUCAGCUCCUGUCCGAGAGAAGGUCAAGGGACUGAACAUUAAAUCUAGGGGAGGAAAUACACCAAAACCGCAUACCUUUCGAAGUCGUUUCUUUUCUUGUCUUCAUCUUCAUCUUCUUCAAGCUACAUUCAUGGUAGGAGGAGCUGGUAUAGGCUACAGGAUUCCAGCCAAGAACCACCACUUGGCUAGAUCCACUAGGCCAUUGACGGCUUUAGGAAGGUUUCUCUGGAGUCCAAAUGAUUUGUCACAGAAACAAAUAGAAAGAACUGAGAGUCAAAUAGAGACACUUGGUUUUCCAAAUGUGUUUGGUGUUUCUUCUUGUUCUACUUGUCCUGUUGGUGCAAUUGAUGGUUACCCAACUGGAGUUUCAUCCCAGACUCUUCAAGACAUUAGCUUUGUUGAUGGGUUGUUCCUAGAUGGUGGGUCCCUUAACAUUACCCAAGAGUGGAAUCAUAACGUGGGUUUGAGAGAACAGAAAGAAGCCGAGUUGGGGAAGAAAGUGAAACCUGGAGCUUCUGCUAAUCGGAUUAAAGGGCAGUGGACAGAUGAAGAAGAUAGGCUCUUGGUUAAAUUGGUGAAGCAGUAUGGUGUAAGAAAAUGGGCUCAGAUUGCUCAGAAGUUGUCUGGACGAGCCGGAAAGCAGUGCCGAGAACGAUGGCAUAAUCACCUUCGUCCUGAUAUCAAGAAGGAUACAUGGAGUGAAGAAGAAGAGAGAGUGUUAGUUGAAUCCCAUAAGAAAGUUGGCAACAAAUGGGCAGAGAUUGCAAAGCAAAUCACUGGAAGAACAGAAAAUGCCAUCAAGAACCACUGGAAUGCCACCAAAAGAAGGCAGAAUUCAAAGAGAAAGACAAAAAACUCAGUAUUUCAUGGAGGAAAAUCUCAUCCAUCUAUUCUAGAAGACUACAUCAGAAGCAAGAUUUUGGAGGAUAAUUGCACUAGCACUGAUCUCAUACUUCCAGAGCCAUCCAAGUUCACACUAAAAGAUAAUCCUCCACCGAUUAUAUCUUCCACAUGUGAUGAAUUUCUUUUCAUUCAACAGGUCUUUGAUAAUAUUUAUGAACAGCCACCAAAUGAGGAAUCAUUAAAUGAUGAUGAUCUACAGGAACUUUUAAAUUUCAGUCCUCUGGAAUUGUGUGGGAUAGAGGAUAACCAGAAGGAAAUUGAGAUGGGUCAAUGUGGUUUCUCUGCUACAACCAUGACCCCAAGAACUACCACAGUUGACAAUGUUGAAAACACAAGUACAUCUCAUCUGGGCUCAGAUCUCUACCUGUCUUACCUACUAGAUGGAGGAGCCACUUCUUCAUCCUCUGUUGCUGAGAAUUUCCAAUGUGGGUAUUCAGACAAUGAACUGUUGAUGCUAAGUACUGAUGAGUCUUCUUCUUCUUCUUCAAAUGGUAAGAAAGAUAUUGAUUUGGUGGAGAUGGUCUGUUCUUCUCAGUUCUAUCAUGGUAAUAGCAGUAGCUUCUAAUGUGUUGUUGAGAUGAUUCCAGAUAAAUCCUUCUCAGCUAUUGCUGGUUUAUGUCUUUCAGUAGUGAAUCUAGUGAUGUAAUUGUAGAAAUUUCCUUAUUUCUUGUAAGAGCUACUUGUGAAAAAACCUGUUA
Messenger RNA from Macadamia integrifolia, 3964 nucleotides. Its product is annotated as transcription factor MYB64-like. The transcript has 3 exons. Gene Ontology annotation, molecular function: DNA-binding transcription factor activity, RNA polymerase II-specific; RNA polymerase II cis-regulatory region sequence-specific DNA binding. Gene Ontology annotation, biological process: regulation of DNA-templated transcription. Gene Ontology annotation, cellular component: nucleus. Lineage: Eukaryota; Viridiplantae; Streptophyta; Magnoliopsida; Proteales; Proteaceae. The record is from RefSeq and is a predicted model, not a curated record. The coding region runs from base 2494 to 3831 and encodes 445 amino acids.